AUGGCCAUCCUCGACUUCAGCAAAGACUCGGACAAGUCCAUCGCAAUCCACUUUCAUACCAAGGAGCUCGGCCCUGAGGGACAACCCCUGUACUACCACACCCCAGAGAACCCAGCUGUCAUCAAGGGACACGUCGAGUUCCGCACUGUCAAGGAGACCAAGGGAGGCGACAUUGAUUUUACGUUUGAGGCGCGAGUACAAGCUAAGUGGACAGAGCAUCACGGAAAGACGACCGUCUCGUUCAACAACCUCAAGCGACUUCAGGAAAAGUCAUGGGAAAUCAAGCUGAACCGCACCAACCCAAAGACAAUUGCUCCAGGAGUCACCCGCUUCGAUUUUGAAGUCCAGCUCGAACCUGGUCUUCCAUCGUCCAUCGAGGGCACUCGCGGCUGGUUCCAUUACCGCUUCAAAGCCCAUAUCAAGCGCAGUUUCCCUCAUCGCGACAUGGCGGCAAAGGAGUUGGUCUGGGUUUACAGCUCCAGUCUCCACGCUAACGAAAGACACGAGCCCAAGAUCUACAAAAGUCUUUGGAACGAUGUCUUGCCUGUCACCUGUACGCUCCCAUCGGAUAUUUUCUACCAGGGUCAAAUUGUGCCAUUGACCGUCCAGUUUGAGCCCUUCUUGGACAACAGCAUCCAUCGCGGUCAGGAAUUGAUUGUCAUCAGCGCAUUUAUCAAGAUGAAGCAGUACACCAAACUGACGGACCCCAAGAUGUUGGGCAAAGUGAGAAACGACAAAAAGACUGUAUUUUCCUUGCCCGUCACAAAGGACUGGCCCCAGACUAACCAAGGAUUCACCAAGACCAUUAUGGUCGAGCUUCCUGGUGCCAAGCAGCUGGCGGCUGCUAUUGAGAGUGGACCUGUUACCAAGAGACACACCUUGAAGCUGAUCAUGAUGGUGCGUACCAACAUGAAUGCAGAGAAGGAAGCCAAAGAGCUUCGCGUCGAGAUGGAUGUCAAGAUCACGGCUCCGCGACCAGAGCACAUCAGGGACAUGACCCCUGACCACGCUGCUCCUCCCCCUUACCAGUCAAUUGAUACGGAUAAUGAGGACGAUGAUGCAAUGCCCCCGGAGUUCAGCCGCUCCAACUCUGACAGCAAGGGCUAUGGUGACCACCAGACGGAUGUCAAGCAUCCCCAAGACCUCUAA
Messenger RNA from Linnemannia hyalina, 1149 nucleotides. The record is from the annotation of a GenBank genome assembly. NCBI's taxonomy places the organism in Eukaryota, Fungi, Mortierellomycota, Mortierellomycetes, Mortierellales, Mortierellaceae.